Messenger RNA from Aspergillus costaricaensis CBS 115574, 1259 nucleotides. RefSeq lists its product as uncharacterized. Gene Ontology annotation, molecular function: DNA-binding transcription factor activity, RNA polymerase II-specific; zinc ion binding. NCBI's taxonomy places the organism in Eukaryota, Fungi, Ascomycota, Eurotiomycetes, Eurotiales, Aspergillaceae. The transcript has 3 exons. Gene Ontology annotation, biological process: regulation of transcription by RNA polymerase II. The record is from RefSeq and is a predicted model, not a curated record. Bases 45 to 1259 code for a protein of 404 amino acids.
GUCCCAAAUCCUUCCAGCAUCCAAUUUAAUUCCCUUCAAUUACAAUGACAUCGACUGACUCCCGAGAAGCACGGGAAGGUCCAGGAAAGACACGGCGAAGAUCACGAUUCGGCUGCCGCAAUUGCAAGCUGCGGAAACUGAAGUGCGACGAAAGCAAACCACAAUGCAAACGAUGUAGCUCAUUCGGGGUUGUAUGCACCUUCACAUCAACCACGACUCCCGACCUCCACCCCAUUCCCGCUGACUCGCGCCGGUCAUGGAUGGUUCGAGGUACAGCAUCAGCAGCAAGCCUGCAGGCCCCUCUCAGCAAUGCCAUCUGGACCUCAGACGCCUCAACGUUCUUUCGACUGAACACCAGAUGCCAAGACUUCAUCACCCGGUAUCUAGGGCGCAGCCUCAUUACCCCCGAUGAUCCAAACAUGGGACGCGUAAAUCGUAAGCUGCUAGAACAAGCCUUUACCCAUCCCUACCUAAUGCACGCCUCCCUAGCAGUAUCACUCACCUACGACCGCCACCUAAACAGCCCGCUCGACAGCCACCGCACUCUGGAAGAAUGCUACCACUGGUCGCAAAGCACCAUCCUCUUCAACAAGAAGCUUCGCGAAUCCAUAGAACCUGAUGACAGGGAUCCCAUAUGGGGCACAGCAGCCGCGCUAGUAAUUCUGACUUUCUCAUCUCCUAACGCACGCACCCCGGAAGAAUCAUGGCCACUGAACCCCUCCCCUUCCUCCUAUCUGGACUGGGUGCAUAUGAACAAGGGGAAAAUGUCUCUGUGGAAUAUAGUCAAUCCGCUGCGCUCGGAUAGUAUCUUUCAUGUUAUGGCGGGGACGUUUGCCUAUGUGCAUUCGCCGUUGCCACAAGGAGGAGUAGAGGGUAUACCUCCUGCUUUAGCGGCGCUGUGUGGUAUCACGGAUGAUUCUACGGCGGAAACGAUUCCGUAUUUUCAUGCUGCUCAUGCGGUAGCGCAGAUCUUGGAGGUUGAGGAUAGUGAGGUCACGAUGGGUCCGGUGCAGAUGUUUAUGCGGUGUAUUCAGGGUGGGUUUGAGGGGUUGUUGAGGGAUAGGGAUCCUGUUGCGUUGGUGUUGCUGUACCUGUGGUAUAGAAAAGCUGGACGUUGUAUUUGGUGGAUUGGGCUUAGGGCGAGGGUGGAGUGUCCUGCGAUUUGGAUGUAUUUGCGUCGGUAUCAUGGAGGAGAUGAGGCUGUGAUGGGAUUGCUUCCAGAGGGUGGUAAAACUUCUUAUAGACUAGAUCUGUACUAA